Molecule: messenger RNA, 5301 nt
Organism: Symphalangus syndactylus (siamang)
Lineage: Eukaryota; Metazoa; Chordata; Mammalia; Primates; Hylobatidae
Gene: ZNF667
Product: zinc finger protein 667
Biological process (GO): regulation of DNA-templated transcription
Source: RefSeq, a predicted model, not a curated record
UGGGGAAGGCGGGGAGGGAAGAGGUGAUAAAGGGAUAGUGUUCUGAGAUGAGAAGAAAGGGCCUGCAGCCCGGGUAAGCUCCGAGAUGCAUUCAUUCAUUCAGCCAGUGAGUGCCUCCCAUGGAUUGGGCACUGUGCUGGUCUCUCAACAAAACAGGCAAGGUUUUUACUCAGCUGGAACUUGCAUUUAGUAGGAGAGACAAAAAUAAAGUCUUUAAUAGGUGCUGAUAGGUAUUUUGAAAAGUAAAGCAGGGUAAAGGGAUUACAGGGUGUUGGCAGAUGUUCUUUUCAGAGUCAACAUCCAGGUCUCCCAUGGGCAUCUUGGUCAACUCCAGAGCCAGGAAUGGCCACCAGCGGUGACCCUUUGGAAUCCCUUGAUUAGGGAAUCUAAGAGUUUGACUUUGAUCUUAACCAAAGACUUUUCUCUUCACUGAGGUCUUGACUUCAACAGAAACAGGUCAGAUCUCUAGCCCUGUCCUUGAGACUCUGAGACUCGAACGUUAUUCUAAACGAUGGCUUCAUGUUACUGUCACCUUGGAAUGCUUUAUUUAAAAAAAAAAAAGCGGGGGGGGGUGGGUCAGACUCAAUCCCCAGAGAUUCUGAUUUAAUUGGUCUGGCAUACUGAACUGCCAUCAGCUGUGACUAUUUAUUAGCAAGCUCCCAAGAGACUAAUGUACGCACAGGGUUGAGAGCUACAGCUGAGUGCCUGCAGCCCAGGCUCCUUUGAGGCCUCUGGGAAUGAGAUAAAUUGAUUUGGGGAGUCAGGGGGAGGAUGCGAGUGACCUCUGCUUCGAUGUCUUAUCAAAAACAGUCCUCACAGCUGCACUUCCCUGCAGUAGGGGUAUUCCUAACCCCAUCCUGCGAGUGAGGAAACCUAAUGUGUUACCAGGCAAAGUGGGGAAAUGGCAGGCUAGACGUGCAUAUACAUAGCCUGUGUUCUUCCUGUAACAGCUGUGCCGAGGUCUUUGGAGAAAUUGCCUACAUAUGUCCCUGGCCUCUGGGGCUGGCAGGUUCAGGCCAGGAGUGAUCUUUGAAUAUUUGACGGCUGGUACAGCAAAAGCUGACUGGCCCAAAGGAGGCAAUGAGGCUGUGGCAGUGCAUUUAAUGGCUGGUUUUCAGUAUAUCAGGACCCUCCCCCAAUUCAAUACCCAGCACAGCCCCCCAGGCUCAAAGGGGAGCCAGGGAAGGAGGGGAAGUCCCCUCAGUUAUUUGCCUCAGAGGGGAGGCACAACCACGGUUCAGUAACUCUCUGAAGCACGUUCCCAUCCAGGUUCCAGCCGUCCUCACCUCAGGAGGACGUAGCUUUGUGCCUUUCAAAGCCCUUUCUCAUCUAUCAUCAGGGACUCAGAAGAUGAGCCAGGUUUACAGCCCUGCCUUGAUGCGAUGAGGAAGCUCAGGCCCGGAGAGGACACACAGAGUGUCUAAGUCCACACACAUAGCAGACGGCAGAGUUAAAUACUGAACCUAGACAGCCUGCUGCAGGCCCACACCCUUACCCAAGGAAAUGUACUGCCUCUUUCUAUAAACUCUGCCAUGCCCUGCCUUACCAGCUCUCUGCCCCUCUCUGAGCGUGGACCCUAAAGGAGGAGGAAAGGAUGCCCUCUGCACGGGGGAAAUCCAAAUCCAAGGCACCUAUAACAUUUGGGGACUUGGCCAUCUACUUUUCCCAGGAGGAGUGGGAAUGGCUGAGCCCCAUUCAGAAGGAUUUGUAUGAAGAUGUCAUGUUGGAGAAUUACCGGAACCUGGUCUCGCUUGGUCUUUCGUUUCGGAGACCAAAUGUGAUCACGUUAUUGGAGAAAGGGAAAGCGCCCUGGAUGGUAGAGCCAGUAAGAAGACGCCGGGCUCCUGACUCAGGGUCUAAGUGUGAGACCAAGAAGUUACCUCCAAAUCAAUGCAACAAAUCUGGGCAAAGCAUCUGCCAGAAACUAGUUUCUGCACAACAAAAAGCUCCUACACGAAAGAGUGGCUGCAACAAAAAUUCAGUCGUAAUAAAACCUAAGAAAGGGCAUUCAGGGAAGAAACCUUUAAAAUGUAAUGACUGUGGUAAAACCUUUAGUCGAAGCUUCUCUCUUAAACUUCAUCAGAACAUUCAUGCGGGAGAGAAGCCUUUUGAAUGCAGUAAUUGUAGAAAAGCUUUCAGACAGAUCUCAUCCCUCCUACUUCAUCAGAGAAUUCACAGUGGAAAGAAAAGCCAUGAAUGCGAUAAAUGUGGGGAAAGCUUCAAUCAAAGAACAACGCUUAUUCUACAUAGGAGAAUUCAUGAUAGAAAGGAAAUUCUUGACUGUGGGAAGGCCUUGAGUCAGUGUCAGUCUUUCAAUAUACAUCAGAAAAUUCACGUUGUUGGGAAUGUCUGCCAGUGCAGAAAGUGCGGGAAAGCCUUCAGUCAGAUGUCAUCCCUUUUACUUCAUAAGAAAAUUCACAAUGGAAAGAAAACACAUAAAUAUAAUAAAUGUGGGAGAGGCUUCAAAAAGAAAUCAGUCUUUGUUGUACAUAAAAGAAUUCAUACUGGAGAGAAAAUCCCUGAAAAUGCAAAGGCCUUAAGUCAGAGUCUACAGCAAAGAAGUCACCAUUUAGAGAAUCCUUAUAAAUGCAGAAAAUGUGGGAAAUUAUUUAAUAGGAUUUCACCCCUGAUGCUUCACCAGAGAAUUCACACUUCAGAGAAACCGUACAAAUGUGAUAAAUGUGACAAGCUCUUCAGGCGGCUUUCAACCCUUAUUCUGCAUCUAAGAAUUCAUAAUGGAGAAAAACUAUACAGAUGCAAUAAAUGUGAGAAGGUCUGCAAUCGGCAUUCAUCCCUUAUUCAACAUCAGAAAGUUCAUACAAAGAAAAAGAAACUAUUUGAGUGUAAAGAAUGUGGGAAGAUGUUUUCUGGAACUGCAAACCUUAAAAUACAUCAGAAUAUUCAUUCUGAAGAGAAACCUUUCAAAUGCAAUAAAUGCAGUAAAGUUUUUGGCCGCCAAUCAUUUCUUAUUGAACAUCAAAGAAUUCAUACUGGAGAAAAACCCUACCAGUGUGAGGAAUGUGGAAAAGCCUUCAGCCACCGAAUAUCUCUCACGCGACAUAAGAGAAUUCAUACUGAAGACAGACCCUAUGAAUGUGAUCAGUGUGGGAAGGCCUUCAGCCAGAGUGCACACCUUGCCCAACAUGAAAGAAUUCACACUGGAGAGAAGCCAUAUACAUGCAAAACAUGUGGUAAGGCCUUUAGUCAGCGCACAUCUCUUAUUCUACAUGAAAGAAGUCAUACUGGAGAGAAACCCUAUGAAUGUAAUGAAUGUGGGAAGGCAUUUAGCAGUGGCUCAGACCUUAUUCGACAUCAGAGAAGUCAUUCUUCAGAGAAACCUUAUGAAUGUAGUAAAUGUGGGAAGGCAUAUAGUCGGAGCUCAUCCCUGAUUCGACAUCAGAAUACACAUUCUGAAGAAAAAGCCUAAGGUUGUUUUAAAUCUAUAAAAUCAAUGAAUGAGGCUAUCAAAGAUAUGGCAAAUAUGUAUUUGUCUAUAAUGUAAAUUUUGUGUAUAUGGGACCAUUUGAUGAUAUGUCCCACUUUGAAAGCCAAAGAGCAAAAGUCAUUGGUGAUUUUGACCUCAGGAUUUGAAAUUAACUGAAGGAAACUUAGAAGUUUGGUCAGUCAUUGUGAAUGAAGAUCAUUUUUCAUUUCAUAGGAAUUACUGGCUGGGCACAGUGGCUUACACCUGUAACCCCAGCACUUUAGGAGGCUGAGACGGGUGGAUCACGAGGUCAAGAGUUUGAGACCAUGGUGAAACCCUGUCUCUACUAAAAAAUACAAAAUUAGCUGGGUGUGGUGGUGCGCACCUGUAAUCUCAGCUACUGGAGAGGCUGAGGCAGGAGAAUCACUUGAACCCAGGAGGUGGAGGUUGCACUGAGCAGAAAUUGUGCCACUGCACUCCAGUCUGGGCAACAGAGCAAGACUCUGUGUCAAAAAUAAUAAUAAUAAUAAUAAUAAUAAUAACAACUGAUAUUUUACUUCCAGCAUAGUUUUAAAGAUAAUUCAUUGGUCACAUACAACAAAGUAGAAUUGUGAAGUCCAUUAUAGGGCUCUGAGCCUGAUUUAAGGUCACAGAAGAAAGAAUUUGAGUCUGUUUCUCAGAUCUAGAAUUAUCAAAUAUAAGGAACUUCUUGGCAAAACAGGGUGCCACUUUCAGCCGACAAACUUGUGGGUGAGAAUAAAGAAAAGUGAGUCUUUAGGUAGAUAAAGUUGUCACUCAUAAUGGUGUAUAAUGGUAGAAACCUUACUGUACCAUCUCCAUGGAUAUGAGGAUAUAUGAUCUUCAUGGUGUGAACGUCUAACAUGGCUGAGACAAGCUAUCAGUAAAAGAACCAAGAUACAUGAAGAAUGAGGAUUUCAGAGCCAGGAGAAAUCAGUAUUGUUUUAUUUGGAAAUAAAUCAUCUAUAUUUAUAUGAGUAAACAUUGGUAUUUUCAUGUAACAAUACUGGUAUGCAAUAAGUGGUGUAAUAUGAGUUGUUAUGGACUGAAUGUGUCGCCCCCAAAAUUAAUUAUGUUAAAAUCCUCACCAUCAGUGUGAUGUUACUUGGAAAUGAGGCAUUUGGGAGGCAAUUAGGAUUAGAUGAAGUCAUGAGGCUUGGAGCCCUCAUGAUGGGAUUAGUGCCUUUAUAAGAAGAGACAUCAGGCUGGGCACGGUGGCUCACGCCUGUAAUCCCAGCACUUUGGGAGGCCAAGGCAAGUGGAUCAUGAGGUCAGGAGAUUGAGAUAAUCCUGGCUAACACGGUGAAACCCCAUCUCCACUAAAAAAAUAUAUAUAUAUACAAAAAAUUAGCCGGGCAUGGUGGCAUGUGCCUGUAGUCCCAGCUACUCGGGAGGCUGAAGGAGAAGAAUCGCUUGAACCCAGGAGUCAGAGGUUGCAGUGAGCCAAGAUCACGCCACUGCACUCCAGCCUGGGCAACAAAGCGAGACUACGUCUCAAAAAAAAAAAAAAAAAGAGACAUCAGAAAGCCUGCUUGCUGUCUGCACCAUGUGAAGAUGCAGCAAGAAGCCAGCUGUCUACAGAACAGGAAGAGAACCCUACAAGAACCUAACCAUGCUGCCGACCUGUUCUCAGACUUCCAGACUUCAGAACUGUGAGAAGUAAAUUGUUGUUUAAGCCACCCAGUCUAUGAUGUUUUGUUAUGGCAGCCCCAGCUAAUAUAUGGAGUGGAAACCCUAGAUUUAUAUACUGGGUUCUUUUCCUGUCAGCAGUUCAACAUGUGUAGUAGCUUUCAGUCUCUGCUGUUUGUGCCAAAUAUCUAAGAAAUAAAAUCAGAUAACAUUUUUGUAAUUGGAUCAUA